CAACACCACUCUGACGUUCUCGUCCAAGAGCUCUGAUCGUGGUUCCGUGUGCCGAAGAUGAGUAGCCCGGCCCGGCCGUUACACUAGCCUGAGUCAGGCCCGAUGGGGCCGACGCCGCCUCCCAGAGGGGAAUGUGGGGAAUGUGAGCCGGCGGCGAGCCCCGCGAGACGGACACCUUGUCUCUCUCUUUAUUUCUCUCGCUCCCUCCUUCCCAUGUUGUCCACCUUCUUCUGCUGUCUCUGUAUCCAGAAGCUCCAGUGCUGGUUGACCUCAAGCGUUUGUGUCCAUGUUUUAUUUUGACUCUUGGGUUUGUUGUUUUGAUUUUUUUGUCCAAUCCCCCCCACCCCCUCUCUCUCUCUCUCUGCUACAGCUGCAGCUUGUGUGUGAUUGAGUUCAGUCCUGGUUGCUCCGGCAUGCCGGCGGGAUCUGUAUCACGCACACACACACACACACACACACACACACACACACACACAAUCUCACGUUCCCAUCCACUCUUUCUCUCGCUCUCCCUCUGUCUCUCUCUCUCCACACACACACAACAUCCACGCACAGGAUGCUAAGAGGACGCCUAGCGCUGCCUAAAGCUAAACUUCGGUUGCCAUAGCGACGGGCUGAUGGUUGAUGCAGUGAGACGUCGUCAUCUCUCAAACGUUUGUACUGUGAUGUUCUCCACUGGCCGGAUCAGACUGUUGUUAAAACUGUUGUUCUUCUCUGUAUCUGAUGUCCUGUGUGCUAUUAGUGAUGCAGCCAUUGGGGUUUGUCUUGUCGUGUUGCGCAACACUGCCAAACGAUCGCCCCUCCCCCCCCACGGGAAAAGCGGCCAUGCUUGAUUUGGCAUGGUUCAUGACCCAAAUGUGUCCAGUCCAGGCAAGAUCCCGGAAGAGGCCAAGGCCUUGUCCCUUCUGGCCCCGGUCACGCCGGCGCCCACGCUCAUUCCCGGCGGAGGCUUGCUCCCGAUUCCCACACCUGCCCCGCUGCAGAACCUCAGUCUGUCCCUGAUGAACCGCUUGCCCGCCAACCUGGACCCCGCCCCGUUGGCCAGCUCGCAGCCUCCCAUCAUGGGCAACGUGGACCCAUCCAAGAUCGACGAGAUCCGUAGGACCGUCUACGUGGGCAACCUGAACUCACAGACCACCACAGCGGACCAGCUGCUGGAGUUCUUCAGGCAGGUGGGGGAGGUCAAGUUUGUGCGGAUGGCAGGAGACGAGACUCAGCCCACAAGAUUCGCCUUCGUGGAGUUUGUGGAUCAGGAUGCCGUCGCCCGAGCGCUGACCUUCAACGGGGUCAUGUUCGGAGACCGACCGCUCAAGGUCAACCACUCCAACAACGCUAUUGUCAAGCCCCCGGAGCUGACGCCGCAGGCCGCCGCCAAGGAGCUGGAGAGCGUCAUGAAGCGGGUCAGAGAGGCCCAGUCCACCAUCGCUGCCGCCAUCGAGCCAGCUGACAAAGACAAGAGGUACACCGCCCGCUCCAGGAGGUCCCGCAGGUCCCGCUCACGAUCCAGGUCCGGCUCUCGCUCAAGGUUACACAGGAAACGGUCCCGCUCAAAACAUCGGUCGUCACAGAAGAAGCCUGGGCCCAAGGGCGACGGCCAUAGUUCCAGAAACACCCACAGGAGGCGCUCUCACUCAAGAGACAGGAGGCACAGCCGGAGCCGAUCGAGGGGUCACCGGAGGCGGAGUAAGUCCAGGACUCCUCCACGAAGAGCCAAGUCUCCGUCCCAGAAAAGGGGGAAGAAGGAGCGGCGGCGGGAGCGCAGCAGGGACCGGCGAGAGCGCUCCACGUCCCGGAAGAGGAGCCGGCGAGACGAGGACAAGACCCGGUCCAGAAUCAAGCCUCUAAAGGUGAGUCGGGACCAGGGGCGGGUCAGGAAGCACCUGGACAGCGGCAGAGAGGACUCGGCCGGCGAGGACGUGACAUCCUCACCAUGCGCACAGCUCAACGGCAGCUAGUGGACUCACGCAAAGGACACGCCCUCUGACCCUGCUGGGACGGAGUCUUGGAAGAUACUUCUUCCUCUUCGUCAUCGUCAUCUUCAUUUUUAACAUUUCCAUCACGCGCUUGAUGAGCGGUUUCUGGUGAAAGAGUUAACUCAAAGUGUGCAGGUAAGAGUCCACUCGAACACUGUGACGCUCACGUGACGUUCUCUCUGCCAGGUAUUUAUCGUGAGGUGGCGUUGUAACCCGAACCUUUAUCACAUCAAUGGUGGGAGUGACGCCCCCUUGUGUUUGUUAAACACGUCCUAGUUUUCUAUUUAUUUUUAUAUUCACCUGUAAUAUUCAGCCAUUCAUCGCCAAAGCUAGCUUGUCAAAUGCUGCACAGUUAGCGCAUCAUUUCUAACAGCUUGUUAUUCGUAACAUGGUGAAAUGUCUCAGUAUAGCAACUAACCAAGUAUAGCAACUAAAAACGACACGUUAGCUUAGCAUUGUUAUGCUAUUGCCUUGUGUUUGAUCAGUGGAGAGGCAGCCCCUCACCUGGUGACCGAGACGGCGUGUAUUGAGUUGGUUUUUGUGUUUUGUUUGCGUCCACGUCAUUCAACUGUACCAUUAGCACUACAUGCUAACCUGGCUGUUAUUCUCACUCGACAAAAACAUACUUUUUAAAGCCAUUAUCACCGCUGAAACUGUAGGUGGCGCUCCAUUUUGUUAUUUUUGAAGGUGCUUUUAAGCUCUCGCAGAAAAACAAACCAAGAAUGGUACUCCAUUCCCAAAGUUAAUGUUAUGUGUGUUUUUUCCAAGAUGUGAUGUCGACAAUGAUGUGAUCUAGUGGUAUAACGCCAUUCAACGCCAUCUGAAUCAGGCUAGCUAACGUGACUGGCAACUGGCUGUUUGAGUCAACACUAGGGGGCAGCAUCACCAGAACAGUAGCACAAGUUAAAUGGAAACCAUGCAGUUGUAAAGUAAUUCAUCAUCAACGCUGUGGCGAAGCGCUGCGAUAACUGCUAGCUGAAGGUGUUCCUGCUAGCAAGUGGCUUUGGGUUGGUUUAACACUCUCUGCUAACGGCUGCUUCUGAAGUGUUAGCGUUAGCGCGCCGUGUGUUGCAGACGUAGUUCACCCCAACACGUAGCCGACGCCCCAAACUUGUCUGAACUGAAAUCUGUUACUGCGAGAAUGGACUCAGCUCGUGAGACUUGCCUCGAGUCUUUCAGUGACGUUGUCUUUCUCACCAGUGCUGCUUCAAUAAAGAGUUUUUAUCUCAA
Synchiropus splendidus (mandarinfish) is the source of this 3203-nucleotide messenger RNA. It is a transcript of the gene srek1, whose product is annotated as splicing regulatory glutamine/lysine-rich protein 1. Bases 840 to 1955 code for a protein of 371 amino acids. Gene Ontology annotation, molecular function: RNA binding. NCBI's taxonomy places the organism in Eukaryota, Metazoa, Chordata, Actinopteri, Syngnathiformes, Callionymidae. The transcript has 12 exons. Gene Ontology annotation, cellular component: nucleoplasm. The record is from RefSeq and is a predicted model, not a curated record.